Raphanus sativus (radish) is the source of this 691-nucleotide messenger RNA. RefSeq names its product L-ascorbate peroxidase 3-like. Gene Ontology annotation, biological process: cellular response to oxidative stress; response to reactive oxygen species; hydrogen peroxide catabolic process. The transcript has 3 exons. Gene Ontology annotation, molecular function: heme binding; peroxidase activity. Lineage: Eukaryota; Viridiplantae; Streptophyta; Magnoliopsida; Brassicales; Brassicaceae. The record is from RefSeq and is a predicted model, not a curated record. Bases 94 to 405 code for a protein of 103 amino acids.
CAGUUUGGUCCGAACAAAAAUCAAAAAAUCUUAACCCCCCACCUUGACCAUAUCAUUCUCCUCUCAAUUCACCAUUGACGAUUAAAAAGAGCUAUGGCGGCACCGAUUGUUAACGCUGAGUACACGAAAGAGAUCAACAAGGCUCGCCGUGAUCUCCGCUCAAUCAUCUCGAGCAAGAACUGUGCUCCGAUCAUGCUUAGAUUAGCAUGGCACGAUGCUGGAACCUAUGAUGCACAGUCGAAGACAGGGGGACCUAAUGGGUCUAUAAGGAACGAAGAGGAGUACACUCACGGCGCCAAUAGUGGUUUAAAGAUCGCUCUUGAAAUCUGUGAGGGAGUGAAAGCUAAACAUCCUAAAAUCACCUAUGCGGAUCUGUACCAGGUGAUUAUGAUUUUUUUACCUUAAAACUAUCAUGUACUUUGUUGCUUUGUCUGCUCAGUUACUGUAUACUGCACGUGUCUCAUAUGCUCCUCCCAUGUUUAGACUUGUUUUGGUAGGCUAGGUUGAUGGUUGAGAUGUGUAUUUAUGUUUAGUUUUCCAACAGAGGAAUAAUGGCAGUUUGUUCCAGGAGAUCUUGCCUGAUUGUGAUUUGGUUUAUAAGAACUAGAGAUUGACUAAGUAGUUCAAGUAAACCAUACACAUAGAUUUCAAAAUAACAUAUUUUUGAAAUUGAGUUCCUGAAUUUGGCAUG